GCCCAUGUUUUCAGCUCAUGACUUGUUCUUGAAUUUUAAUGGUCUUGCAAGUUUCCUACACAAUGAAACCACUGAUGAAUGUUCUGCAUUGCAGGAUGCACAUGUCUUUAACCUUCAGACACUGAUUCACUUGUUGGAAGUUGUAAUUUCGGCAGCUGAGUCUUAUUGAAAGUCUUUACGUUUGAUUACAAGACAAUUCAUGAAAUUCCCAUCAACUGCAUAACUUGCCACCAAAGUUCCAUAUUUGGGUGUUUGCUCUAUUUUUCUGUUUUUUUGCCUGGCAUCCCUACAAUCUCCUUUAAAUUGGUUUCAUCUGUGUUUAGGAUCUCAUUGACAGUCCCCAGGCGACCAUACGAGUCAGGGGGAGGGGUUUGAACUCGCCCUCUUCCCCGGUGAGAAGACACGUUUCCAUACGUAUUUUUUUUCUAGCCUAAAAGCCUUCUUUGUGAGCAGUGACCAUAAAUACCAGAGCAAGGCCACUCGGUCUGCUCACAGCCUGCUGCAGUCUGCUGUCUCACACUCCGUUUCCAGCUUAUAGCAUGCAGAUCCUGAGCUGUGCGCUCGUCUUGUCCUGCUGCGUUUGGGCAGCUGUUGCUCACAACCGGGAUGGAGAAGAUGCUGCUGAGGUGGGAAGGAGUAAAAGCAUCUUGGAGGAACCCAUCCAGUUUGUUACGAAAGCCAAGGACCGAUGCUCUAUGACUUUGACAGGACAUGGGGAGCUGACCAGGCUGCGUGUCUCCUGCGUGGGCCAGGAAGCAUCUUACUGGUGCGAGUAUGAGGGCAAGCCAGGCAUUUGCCGCAACUACAAAACCAACCCUCGGCACUUCUUCACACAGAUCAUGUGGGAGCUGCGCAAGUUGAACAACGCCUGCCAAGGCCCACAAAACCUCAAGCCUAUCAUGUGUAAGAAAGCGUCGGAUGAAUCCCAAAUGGUCUUCACCACGGGUUCUUCGGCCACUUUGGUACAAAGACCACUAAAACCACAAGCCACACACACCACGGCUGUCAAGCAGGACCAAGCCAAACCUGAGCAAGCCAAAACUGAACCACCUACGAGUGCACCGCGUUCUGAUCAAGCCAAGCCAGAACAGAAACCAAACAGCGCAAGACAAAAGCCAACUAGACAAAAGCCAGCAAAACCUCAACCAACAAGACCUCCACCUGCUAGACCUGCAAAGGCCAAAACAGAUCAAGUCAAAGCAGAGCCGGCGAAACCUGUGGCAUCCAAACCAGUGACCAAAACUACAACGCUGAAGAAGGUUCUGGCACCAAAGACAGCUACACAAGCUCCAACUACAACCACUCCAGCACCCACAAGGUCUGCUGAGAACCUGGCACGGCAGUACUGCUGGCACGGCAUGCAGGACUUCUGCACCACAGUCAUUGGCUGGUUCACAAAAUAAAAUAAAUCCAGCUGGAGAAAAAACUUGAAAAUCCUCACACAGUAGCCUGGUGCGGUUCUGUGGAAAGGAGAGAUCCGAUAGAAAGCAGACGAUAACUGAGUGUGCAGUGUAUGUCGUUAGAAUUGAAGAUAUUUGGAUGGACGUGUAGUGAAAAGCCUUCAUAUCGUCAUGUAAAGAUGUCCGUUGCACAGACCUUGAUUCCAUUGUACCAUGUGCAAAACAACCAAAUGAUGUUUACUCUCCAAAUAUGUUUACUAUAACAAACAGGAGCUUUAUACAUACUCAGAACCUCAGACAGACAGUUUUUGGACAUUGUUAUAAAUGUACAGUUAGAAACACCUCCUCAGAGGCUUAGACAAUUUCAGGGACUCAACAGUUAGUUUUAUUUUGCUAGACGAAUUAACCAGAUUCCUUUUACUAAAGUAACCAGCUUACUUUACUAACUAGUGUAGACGAUGCAUACUUUACUGAACGAAACAGUGUAUGAAUGUCUGAAAGUAUGAUGAAUAAAUUUUGACUUUUUUUUUU
This is a messenger RNA of Ictalurus punctatus (channel catfish), 1931 nucleotides long. It is a transcript of the gene fgfbp2a, whose product is annotated as fibroblast growth factor binding protein 2a. The record is from RefSeq and is a predicted model, not a curated record. Bases 540 to 1403 code for a protein of 287 amino acids. Lineage: Eukaryota; Metazoa; Chordata; Actinopteri; Siluriformes; Ictaluridae. The transcript is spliced from 2 exons. Gene Ontology annotation, biological process: cell-cell signaling. Gene Ontology annotation, molecular function: growth factor binding.